Drosophila serrata is the source of this 2969-nucleotide messenger RNA. It is a transcript of the gene mub, whose product is annotated as poly(rC)-binding protein mub. The record is from RefSeq and is a predicted model, not a curated record. Gene Ontology annotation, molecular function: RNA binding. Lineage: Eukaryota; Metazoa; Arthropoda; Insecta; Diptera; Drosophilidae.
AGACAGAAGAGAAGUGACUAGAGAGAGAGAUAUAUAUAUAUAUAUACUCCUGAGAUACUGACCGAACUCUCUCUCUGAGCCCGGUCACAUCCCAGAUACAUUUUCAUCUCAACCGCGUUAACACAAAAGGCAGCAAAAUAGAUACCAUGGAAGACAAUAACACGAGCAGCAGUGCGGGCGGUGCGUCCAUUAAACACGAGGAUCCAUCGGUGACACUCACAAUAAGGCUGAUUAUGCAAGGAAAGGAAGUGGGUAGUAUUAUUGGUAAAAAGGGUGAAAUUGUCAACAGAUUUCGUGAAGAGUCUGGUGCCAAAAUCAACAUUUCGGAUGGCUCAUGCCCGGAGCGCAUUGUGACUGUGUCUGGUACAACUAAUGCAAUCUUUUCGGCAUUUACGCUCAUUACAAAGAAGUUCGAAGAGUGGUGCUCGCAGUUCAAUGAUGUAGGCAAAGUUGGCAAAACUCAAAUACCCAUUCGAUUGAUUGUGCCCGCCAGUCAAUGUGGAUCGUUAAUUGGCAAGAGUGGCUCAAAGAUCAAGGAAAUUCGACAGACCACCGGCUGCUCUAUCCAGGUGGCCAGUGAAAUGCUGCCCAAUUCUACAGAGAGGUCGGUUACCUUGAGCGGCAGUGCCGAGCAGAUCACCCAGUGUAUCUAUCAGAUAUGUCUUGUCAUGUUGGAGUCCCCGCCACGCGGUGCUACCAUCCCGUAUCGACCAAAACCGCAGGUGACCGGCCCCGUCAUCCUGGCCAAUGGACAGGCCUUUACCAUUCAAGGAAACUACGCAGUGCCCACACAAGAGACCUGUCCAGUAUUUCCACUUGCCCUGGCUACCGGCGGUCUACAUGCUGGUAUCUCAGGCUUGGCGGAUCCUUUGUUAAAGGGGGCACAUUUACAAGGAGCGGUACCAGCACACCACCAUCACCUACAGCAAAUGCCCGAUUCUUAUAUCCCCGACGAACAGGUGGCCAAGAACCCGCUGGCCAGUCUGGCUGCCUUGGGCCUGGCCGGGAUGAAUCCGGCCAGCACUGGGGGCAUCAACCACACAGGCUCUGCCCCAGCAGCCCUGGCUGCCCUGGCCGGGUCGCAACUGCGUACAGCGAAUCCAGCGAACCGAGCCCAGCAGCAGCAGCACGAGAUGACCGUCUCCAAUGACCUGAUCGGUUGCAUCAUCGGCAAGGGCGGCACCAAGAUCGCCGAGAUCCGUCAGAUCUCUGGCGCCAUGAUCCGGAUCUCGAACUGCGAGGAGCGUGAGGGUGGCAACACCGAUCGCACCAUCACCAUCAGCGGCAAUCCGGACUCGGUGGCCCUGGCCCAAUACUUAAUCAAUAUGAGUGUUGAGCUGCAGAAGGCCAAUCUCCUGGAGCAGGCCCAGGCCCAGCAGAACGGCGGUGCUGCCGUAGCCGCCGCCGCCGCCGCUGCCACAGCUGCUCCCGGAGCGGCUGCUGCCGUCACCGGAGCAACUACAGCGAUCGCCGGAGCUCCGCCAUCAUCCGGCACCAAUGGAGCCAUCACAACGGUAGCCCUCACCGACGGAGGCACUGGCGCUGGCACCGGCACUGGCGGAGGUGGUGCCGUUGCUGCAGGAGCUGCAGAUGCCGCCAGCAAUGGUACUGCCACGGCAACCAAUGGUGGCACCACCAACCGCAGUGUCUCCGCCGUGACCGUUGCCGCUGCUGUCGCCUCUGUCUAUGGCAGAGCAAAUGGCAGCCAGGGAACCAAUGAAAUGGCCUCGGUCAUGCAACUGCUCACAAGGCCGGAAGCGCUGAGUGCUCUGUCCAAUCUGAGUGCCCUCGAUCUGCUCAAUCUGACCACGCUGGGCAGCAACGGUGGGGCCGGCACACCGGGCGGACCGCCGGUGCAGACGACGGGGGUGAACCGUGCCAAGGGACACUAUGCCACCUCGCGGUUCCGCCAGCAUCUGACAGAGACCGGUGGCGAGGCGGAGAAGCCGCGCAACAAGUUCAAUCCGUACUAGGAGUAGGAGCUGGAGUCCACAGAGGAGGAGGAUGAGGAGGAGGAGCCAGGAGUCGGAGCUGUAGCAGCCCGAGAGGAGUCAAGUUAUAGUCGCUUAGUUUUAUAGGAAUUUCCAUGAUAGCGUUGCGAAAGCUUUAGCUUUAGCGUUUAGAUAUUCUUGAAGAAAGAAGCAAAAAACAAAAUAUUUGUAUAAAAUAAUUCGGUUUAGAAAAAAGGAAUCAAGAUUGUGGCUACGAUCAGCAGAAAGUAUUGAAAGUUUCAAGACAAUUUUUACAACUAAAUAGUAAUCCACUCAAAAUAUUUAUGAAAGAAAACUAACCAAAACUACAAUAACUAAAAUAAAUCAGUCACACUUAGACCGUGCUAGAUGUAAUCGUUUAAUAAUCAAUCCGAUCAGAGUCAGCAUCAGAAUCAGAAACCAAACCAUAUAUUGUGUAUCGUAUCGAAUAUAUAUAGGACCGAGUCGAGAUAUUUUGACCAAGUGACCAAGGACCGACCCUAGUGGGCGAUCGCUAUAGAUUUUGGACCCCAAAAACUUUUUGAUAAACGCCUAAACUAAACUUAUAUAUACAUACAAGCGAAUAUGUAUCGUACAUUAUAUAGAAUUUGCCAAAUUUUAGCGCAUCCCUAGUAGCGUUCUUCUUAGAAUAGAGAUUACAGAUUUAGAUCGCGAAUAUAUCGAGUAUAUUAGAGCAGGUACCGAGCAUUAAUCUUAGCCUCAGCAGCCAACAAUCUUUCCCCGAUCAACAAGAACAACAACCAUUCAUUGUAACAUAUAACACACGCUCCAAUAUCUUAUAAAUCCAUUGUGUACUCUCUUAGCUUUUAAGCACUAAAUGUAUUUUUUCCCCCAUAUAUAUAUACAUAUACGAGAUAUAACCUUAAGCAUAAAGACCCAAAAAAGCCAUUUGUCGAGAAGGGAAACAGAAGGAGAAAGCAGCAAGCUAAAGUGAAGUAUUGAAGCAGGCAGAAUAUGAAGAGAAAUAUGAAAGAACCU